GCGCGAGCGGGAGUCCAGUUAGCUUCAUCGUAGCGUCUCCCCGUUAACCGGCCCAAAAUGGAUGCCGGUGCAGCUGCUGAGCCCGCUUCCACGCCGGCCUCGGCCACCCCGGGCCUGUCGGGCGGCGAGGAGGAGCCCUCAACCUCGGCCGCUUUCUCGCAGGAGCCCGUCGAGGACGAGAAAAAUGAUCCUCCAUUUCAACUCAAACUUCCUCCAAAGGCAACUAAGUCCGAAAAAGAAAUUGAUCCGGAAUAUGAAGAGAAGAUGAAAACCGACCGAGCCAAACGAUUUGAAUUCCUGCUAAAGCAGACCGAACUUUUUGCCCACUUUAUUCAACCUGCAGCCCAGAAAUCACCAACCUCUCCCCUCAAAGUGAAACUGGGACGACCACGGCUAAAGAAGGACGAAAAGCAGAGCUUGCUUUCGGCAGGAGACUAUCGCCACAGGAGGACCGAACAAGAGGAGGACGAGGAGCUGCUUUCAGAAAGCCGGAAAACCUCAAAUGUGUGCGUCCGAUUUGAGGAAUCGCCUUCUUAUGUUAAAGGAGGAACAUUGCGGGACUAUCAAGUUAGGGGACUGAACUGGAUGAUCUCCUUGUAUGAAAAUGGCGUAAAUGGCAUCUUGGCAGAUGAAAUGGGUCUAGGAAAGACAUUACAGACAAUUGCAUUGCUGGGCUAUCUGAAGCAUUAUCGAAACAUUCCCGGUCCACACAUGGUUCUGGUACCCAAAUCAACUUUGCAUAAUUGGAUGAAUGAAUUUAAACGUUGGGUUCCAACAUUACGAGCAGUUUGCCUUAUUGGAGACAAGGAUGCCAGA
Molecule: messenger RNA, 816 nt
Organism: Pseudonaja textilis
Lineage: Eukaryota; Metazoa; Chordata; Lepidosauria; Squamata; Elapidae
Source: RefSeq, a predicted model, not a curated record